Molecule: messenger RNA, 1659 nt
Organism: Symbiodinium natans
Lineage: Eukaryota; Dinophyceae; Suessiales; Symbiodiniaceae
Source: the annotation of a GenBank genome assembly
AUGUCCAAGGCAGAUGAGAUUCGGAAACCCGUCAUCGAACUCUGUUCCCGCGCAUCUUUCAGCCAGAUGAAGAGCCUCCGAACGUCUGCCUUCGAGUAUGAUGAGGAUGUGGACCGCAGCGAACUCGACGAUGAUUUCUCGCCUGACCAGAUCACCAGCAGCGCCCAGCUCCGGAGGUUCUCCAACACUGACGCGCGGGUCCGACGCCAAAGCGCUUUUGUGAUCCAGAUGACAAAGGAGGAGCCCUUCGAUGAGCCCGAGGAGGAAGCAGCCUUGGUCUCCGCGUCCCCAUCGGAAAGAGGCCCCGCACGCGAAGAGGCGAAGCUGCCGCAGCCCCACCCUCUCAAGGAAGCGAUGACCCGGCGGAAGGUGAAAGUAGAGGAAGUGCGCCAGGUGCUGCAAAGCUUGGAGGACCUCACAUGCCUGGAGGAGCCAUUGGAUCCCCACAGCAAGCCGGCGUUGCCGCGGCCUCUGGUGGUGGCCGUGGGGGACAACAAUGCAGAGCUAGCAGAACUGCUGGUGGAGUUCGGCGCAGAGGUGGCGAAGCCCUAUGAGGGCGAGGGGAACUUCAAAGGCUGGAUCAAGCCCGGGGCUUCCUUGCUGCAAUCUGUCUCCAACCGCAAGGGCCGUUUCGUGGGCACCAUGCUGGCGGAGCGAUUGGAGCGGAUCGAGGCAAUACUCCAGUCCUCAGUGCAAGAGGAUCCGCAGGCGGAUGAGCUCCCCGAGGAGGAUGAGUCCGCUCCAAGCCAAAGCCGCUCUGCCUUCCGCGCGAUUUCCAGUACUUGGAUGCCGGGCGAGCUCUGUCGGCACACCCGUGGCCACCCGAUGGGAGUCUACGAGAUCCUGGAGCACCUCGGUGAUGGGGACACUAGCACAGUUUGGGGCGGCUGGCAUCUGGAGUCCAGCGUCUCGGUCGCGAUCAAGAUCGAGGCAAAGUCGGACGAGGGUGGCAUGUGGGAUGAGAUCGAGAUUAUGCGCAAGCUCAGGCACCCAAACGUUUGCCGUCUCUUCGAGACGUUUGAGAGCGAGACACAGGUCUUCAUGGUGCUGGAUCUGUGCCUGGGUGGCCGACUCUACGAUGCCCUGGCCAUGGAUGGUGGUCAAACUUGCAGGGCUCCGCGGCUGCUCCGGCAGAUGGCCGAAGCUGUCGGCUGCCUCCACGCGCACAAAAUCAGCCACCGGGACAUCCAGUUGGAGAACUUCCUGCUCGUGGAGUUGGAUGCUCCUGUGGAAGAGGCCACACUCCGGCUAGUGGACUUCACUACGGCCAAGGAUUACUCCAGCGGCCAGGCCUUGGUCACAAAGAUCUGCACGCCCACGUACGUGGCCAAGGAGAUCCUCACCCGCAAGAUGGAGCCCUACACCGAAAAGGUGGACGUCUGGUCGUUGGGCGUGGUCUUCUUCAUCCUCUUCUCCGGCCACCCGCCCUUCAGCGGGGAAACCGACUUUGAUGUGCUGAAGCAGGUGAAAAAGGGCCUUUGGAGCUUCGAGCCCGAGGAAGCCUGGGCCGACGCACCAGCAGAGGGCUUGGACUUGAUCCGGCACAUGAUCGCCCCAGCGCCCGAGCGCUUCUCCGCGCAGCAGGUGUUGCGGCACCGCUUCUUUGCCUGCCGGGCGCCCAAGUUUGGCGACUUCCCGCAAAUGUACUCGCUUCGCUGA